AUGUUUUUUGCCGCACUCAUAUCAUUCUUGGUACUGUCAUGCAGUGGCGAGGAACAGCCAGACAUCCUAUCUGCUCAUGACGGUGUUUUUGGAGCCCUAGAUUGGACGAACGAGGAGUUGGCGGAGGUUUCUGCAUUGCACACGACAGCUUCGUAUGCCAAAUUAAUGCAAUAUGUUGCAAACAAGUUAGCCAUGUCGGAUGUAGACGAACUAACGAGGAGAAGAAUCGAAAAAUUCAUGAAAAUGAAGCGUCCACCGAAGUUUCUCGAGUCCUUUUUAUCCGACUCUGAUCGGAAAUAUCUUCUUCAACAUCAUGCUGCUGGAGAUUUCCACCAAUAUGCGGUGCUACUAUUCGAACGCCUAUUCGAGCUGCCAAGAGACGAUGCUGUCACAGCCCUCCGCUAUUUCGGUCACAACAGCGAAGCGGAUUUCCUGGAAAAUGCCGACUGCUACGAGUGCGCCGUCACUCGAUUAGCUGAACGAAUCGCUCGUUAA
Messenger RNA from Necator americanus (New World hookworm), 495 nucleotides. RefSeq lists its product as uncharacterized. Lineage: Eukaryota; Metazoa; Nematoda; Chromadorea; Rhabditida; Ancylostomatidae. Bases 1 to 495 code for a protein of 164 amino acids. The record is from RefSeq and is a predicted model, not a curated record. The transcript has 3 exons.